This is a messenger RNA of Chelonoidis abingdonii (Abingdon island giant tortoise), 1099 nucleotides long. The record is from RefSeq and is a predicted model, not a curated record. Lineage: Eukaryota; Metazoa; Chordata; Testudines; Testudinidae.
AGGUACUGAACCUUCAGGAAUUUAAUAAGACCCAGCCCCGGUCAAGAUUUGUUGCCUGUGAUCAAGUGGACACUGACUGAAAAUGCCAACCCAAAUGCAGCAUUAUAACUCCUCUCCUUCAGUGACAGGGAUUCUGCAUCCCCAGACUGCACAGUGUGCCUUUGAGAACAUGAGACCCAGAGACCCCUAUCCCAGUCAUACUGCUCCACGGAUACAACCCUCCACGGGAUUCCAAUUCCGAGAUAUUUCACCUCUGGGGGACAAACCUCUUUGGAAUGACCCACGCAACAAAUCAGAUGCUUGGACUAAGUCUCUCCGGAGAUAUAGGGUAACCUUGAAUCACAGGCCUGUUGAAUCUGUGCUGAGCAGAAAAGCACCUUUUGCAGCUCGAACCUUAAGUGCUGGCUUGAGUGGUCAUAAAUAUAGAAAUGGUUGUGUUGAUGUGUUGCCACAAUAUAGUUCAAUGAACGAUCCCCACUUGUUUGACUACUAUGCCAGGAAGUUUGGACUGCAGGGGACUACCAGGUGUCUUCCAGUUUCUGAUCGAGUGAAGAGACGUCACCAAAGUGCACCCCAAUACAGGUACAAAAGUGCUAGUAACGGAUCCAGUUCUGCAGUGCACAGCAACGUGUUAUACAAAGUCACUGUGAAGACUGGAGAUAAGAGAGGUUCAGGAACUGAUGCCAGGGUAUUUCUUAAGAUGAAGGGCUCUAAAGGAAAACUCAGCAAGACACGUUUAUAUAAGAAAACUGGAUCUAAUGUAUCUCAACAAACAGCUGUGUUUAAAGUCUCCAAAGGGUCAAUUAAUACCUUUAAAAUUCAUGGUCCAGAAAUUGGAGAAAUCCAAAACAUCACCCUGGAGCAUGAUGGUCUAGAGAAGCAGCAGGCCUGGUAUGUGGAGGAGAUAACUGUGACCAAUACAAGCCGUGAGAAGACUUGGCACUUCCUAUGUCGACAGUGGCUGUCAUUGUAUCAUACUGACUGCCAGCUCAGUCGCACCUUUAUGCCCAAUGGCAAAGGCAGACUCGCUGUUGUGGAUGGAAAACCUGACCACACAGUGUUAGAUGGAGUCCUGGAGAUGAGAGUAAAUGGGUUAUAA